GCCCGAGGGCCGAGAGUGCUGGGCGGGCUACAGGCUCAGAACGGACCCCGAGCCCACCGCCCUCCUGUACCUGCUGUCGGACCCUCCGCCGUCGCCCGCACGCCAGCGCGCAUGCGCACAGAGCCGCCCCGGAACCGGCAGUGCGCAUGUGCACGGGAGCGCGGUUAAAACGGCUUGUUAACGGCUCUGCGAUCCGACGGGGAAUCGGUGGGAGCGUUGAGAAGGCGCCGGGACGAUAAUGAAACACCGCCACACACCUUCCAGUAAAAUGGGGAAGACCACUGGUGGGAAAUCAGCAAAAAAAGCUUUGAAAUCACAAAAUCAACCAGGGCCUUCCAGCAAAAAAAAGGGAAGAGAUGGAGAAGGAAGAAAACAAGUUCAAAAAAUAAAGCAGGUCGCUCAAACAGUCAAAAGGAAAGCAACGGAAGAUGAGGACUAUUCUGCUGCAGUGUUAACAGGAGAAAAAGGUCUUUCGAAAAAGAUUGCACUAACCAGCACUAAAAUAGAAUCUUGGCAGAGUCUCUCAGAGAGCAGCAGGCGGUUUCUGGAAACUGUAAUGGAUUCAGUAAUACUAUCUAUUUUGUGCCAACAAAGUGGGAGAAACUAUGAUGUUCAGAAACACCUUAAUUUGCUGAAAGAAAGGGUGCUGAGAUUUUUCAAGACUUUAAAGGUGCCUCAAGGGAAGCUGAGCAACCUGAAGAACGUCCUGAGGCUUCAAAUGGCAGAGAAGCAAAUGCUUGAGAGAAAUGAAGAGAUUUUGGUACAACUGAAGGAAGAAAUAAAGGAAGCUGAGAGAUCAGCAGAACACAUUGAAGAAACUACGCAGCAACUGCAGUACAAAAUCCAGCAGCUCAAGAACGAGUUAGAAGAAGAUGAAAAAAAGGCCAGGAAGAUAUUUCAGGUAGACGGCAGCGGAGUUCUCCACCUUCCAGAACUCCCCAAGCGCAGUUUACAGGCACCCACUUUGCAGGAAGAAAUUCUGAAGAUAAAAAAUCAGAAAGGUCUUUUAAAGGAUAUGAACACUAUUCAGCAGUCAGCUGACUUGAAGAACAUGUUAACCCUUAUUGAAAAGACCUAUGAGAAGGUGGACUUGCUUUGAGAAAUCAAAAAUAUGGAGUCUCCUUUGAAGCAAGAAAACCUAUUCCAGCACACUGUGUUAAUGUAAAGUAGCAGGAUGCUGAUCAUGGAAACUGUUUUCUUCCUAAAUGGCUUUACUGUAGUGACUGCUGUAUUCCUGUUAAAACAUUUUCUGUAAAUAUUGCUAUAUAAAUCUGUAGAUGUAUUCUGGGACUCUAGUGAGUUAAAUGAUCAAUCAAGGUCUUUUUGGACCUGCGAUUACUUAUAAUUAUGAUGUAUAGCCUUAGGAGAAGGGAGGGGGAUGGAUUCUGGCUUUAUUUAUGCAUUUUUAUAGAAUAAGGUGACCUGUUUUGUUAUAUUUAGACUUUCAUAUCACAUUUGUAAAUUGGUGAAGGCAGUAUGUCUUACCAAACUAACUUUUGUUUUGGAGUUAAACCCUUUUUAAACCUUAAGCAUAUUUUUACUAUGUGUUUAUCUAAUGCUCAGUUGCAAAUCUCCUGUUCAGCUUUCUUACUGUUUUUCAAUAAAAACCUCCAUGGCAGGAAAUUGAAUAA
Messenger RNA from Columba livia (rock pigeon), 1631 nucleotides. It is a transcript of the gene CENPQ, whose product is annotated as centromere protein Q. Gene Ontology annotation, cellular component: nucleus. The record is from RefSeq and is a predicted model, not a curated record. The transcript is spliced from 9 exons. Bases 239 to 1099 code for a protein of 286 amino acids. NCBI's taxonomy places the organism in Eukaryota, Metazoa, Chordata, Aves, Columbiformes, Columbidae.